AUGGGAGUGGGUUCAUCGGAGCCGGUUACGAGGAAAGAGACUGAUCGCGUGUCCAGCUCCAAGUUCGUUUGUGGUUCCAGUUGCAUGCAAGGAUGGCGAAUUAAUAUGGAGGACGCUCAUGUGCAUUUGCCUGAGAUUCCAAACCUGCCAGAAACAAGUUAUUUCUCUCUAAAUGAGGGAAACAUAACGAAAGCAUUCAAAUCCACCUUUUUGCAAUUUGAUGCUGAGAUCAGAGGCAGCGUGCCACCGAAUGUUGGUUCAACGGCCAAUGUUGUUUUGAUUGUCAGGAACAUGCUGUUUUGUAGCAACAUUGGUGACUCUAGGACAGUAGUGAGCAUAGGAGGCAUAGCGAGAGAUUUGUCGGAAGACCACAAGCCACACUCAGACAAGGAAAUUCAGAGAAUAUCUGGAGCUGGAGGAUUUGUUACCAACUUCAGAGUAAAUGGCGGGCUGGCUUUAUCCAGAGCCUUUGGUGACUUUAUGUACAAGGACAAUGGAAAUCUGCCUCCGGAAAAGCAAAUGGUUAUUGCUGUCCCAGAUGUAACGUACCUCAAAAUAACAAAUGACUUUGAAUUUUUUGUGAUGGCGUGCGACGGAAUAUGGGACGUCAUGACCAGUCAGGAGGUCGUCAAUUUCGUUCGACUUAGAAUCGCAGCCAACAUGCCACCGCACAUUAUAUGCGAGGAAUUGAUGACAAACUGUCUGGCUCCAGAUAUCAAGAUGGGUGGCUUAGGAUGUGACAACAUGACUGUCAUGAUCUGCUGCUUCAUUCAGCAUCAAACUUACAAACAACUUAUGACAAAAUGUGCAUCGCCUGUUGCUGUUCACACAUUUCCUGAAUAUCCCAUUGCACCCCCACUCCCCGAGGGGCCUUCGACGCAGAACGCAGUUGUCUACCGUAAAUCUAACUGA
Helobdella robusta is the source of this 912-nucleotide messenger RNA. RefSeq lists its product as hypothetical. Lineage: Eukaryota; Metazoa; Annelida; Clitellata; Rhynchobdellida; Glossiphoniidae. The record is from RefSeq and is a predicted model, not a curated record. The transcript has 9 exons. Gene Ontology annotation, molecular function: protein serine/threonine phosphatase activity. Bases 1 to 912 code for a protein of 303 amino acids. Gene Ontology annotation, biological process: protein dephosphorylation.